AGGACUAGGAGGAGGAGGAGGAGGAGGAGGCGGCGCCGCUGCUCCCGUAGCUGCUUUCCCCCUUGGCAAAAUGGCUGACAAAGCAAAGUCUGCCAAAGCUGCCAACAAGACUCCCCCCAAGUCUCCUGGAGAUCCUGCCAAGGAGAAAUCAGGUAAACGGCUCUCCCUGGAAUCUGAGGGCACCAAUGAGGGGGCUACCGCCCCAGAACUCAGUGCCCUGGAGGAGGCCUUCAGGAAAUUUGCAAUCCACGGAGAUACCAGAGCCACGGGGAAAGAGAUGCAUGGAAAAAACUGGUCAAAACUCUGUAAGGAUUGCCAAGUAAUCGAUGGGAAAAAUGUGACAACCACUGAUGUGGACAUCGUCUUCAGUAAAAUCAAGUAA
Messenger RNA from Gracilinanus agilis (Agile Gracile Mouse Opossum), 382 nucleotides. It is a transcript of the gene TPPP, whose product is annotated as tubulin polymerization promoting protein. The transcript has 2 exons. Gene Ontology annotation, cellular component: microtubule. Gene Ontology annotation, molecular function: tubulin binding. Bases 71 to 382 code for a protein of 103 amino acids. The record is from RefSeq and is a predicted model, not a curated record. Gene Ontology annotation, biological process: microtubule bundle formation; microtubule polymerization; positive regulation of protein polymerization. Lineage: Eukaryota; Metazoa; Chordata; Mammalia; Didelphimorphia; Didelphidae.